Saccostrea echinata is the source of this 3679-nucleotide messenger RNA. Its product is annotated as major facilitator superfamily domain-containing protein 10-like. Lineage: Eukaryota; Metazoa; Mollusca; Bivalvia; Ostreida; Ostreidae. Gene Ontology annotation, cellular component: brush border membrane. The record is from RefSeq and is a predicted model, not a curated record. Gene Ontology annotation, molecular function: transmembrane transporter activity. Gene Ontology annotation, biological process: transmembrane transport. The coding region runs from base 132 to 1508 and encodes 458 amino acids. The transcript has 13 exons.
CCACAUUUUGAUCGAAGAUAUAUAUGUAUUUCAAAUGAGCGCUGUCUUCACAAGUUUAGAAUAAUGUUUUAGAAACUGGUUAAGGAUUACUCAAUAUUCUAAAAGUAAGCAGAAAGCAGUAGGCAGUCGCCAUGGCAACAGAAAAGACACAAAAUGGUAAAAGUGGUGCCUCUGACACGGACAAGGGAGCAAAUCGUACUUUGUACGUGGUCUUCCUGUCCCUGGUGAUUGACCUGUUGGGCUUCACACUGAUUCUCCCCCUCCUACCAUCCAUACUGGACUACUACGGCACCAAUGAAAAGGACACUUUAUACAAGAUGAUCAAGGAUUCAGUGACAGGGUUUCGGGAGCUGGUAGGGGCCCCAGACACACCCAGGUGGAACUCUGUGCUGUUUGGAGGUGUUAUUGGGUCCCUUUUCUCCAUGUUGCAGUUUUUAGCUUCACCCAUCAUGGGUGCAGCCUCAGACGUCUAUGGCAGAAAACCUAUUCUUGUUGUCUCCAUGAUAGGUGUGGCAGCAUCUUACGCCCUGUGGGCAGUCUCCCACAACUUCACUCUCUUUGUCAUUGCUCGCAUCAUUGGGGGGCUCAGUAAGGGAAAUGUCAGUAUAUCUACAGCAGUCAUAGCUGACAUAUUCCCUCCAGAAAAAAGAGGGAAAGGCAUGGCCUUUGUGGGCGUGGCCUUCUCAGUUGGAUUUGUUUUUGGACCAAUCAUUGGAGCCGUUUUUUCCAGAUUUGCCCGCGAACAACAGGAAGUCUUCUACACAGCUCCUGCCCUUUUUGCACUUGCUUUAGCAGUAAUAGAUGUCAUUUUUGUUUUAAUGUUUUUCAAAGAAACACUGCCUCAACAUAGAAGGGCCAAGUCCAUUUCCUCUGGAUGGCAGAACACAUCACAUCUCAUUAACCCAGUGUCUCUAUUUAGAUUCUCCCCAGUGACAAAUACUAAUGCUCAAGAUGUGUCUGCCAUGCAGAAGAUAGGUGCUGUAUAUUUUCUGUACCUCCUGAUGUACUCAGGGCUUGAGUUUACGCUCACUUUCCUCACUCACAACAGACUCAACUAUGACAGUAUGCAGCAAGGAAAGAUGUUUUUCUUCCUGGGGACCAUUAUGGCUUUAGUACAGGGUGGUUAUGUUAGAAGGAUACCUGCAGGAAAAGAAGUUAAGAUAGCCACACUGGGAAUGACUAUGCUUAUCCCGGCCUUUGUGUGUAUGGCCUUUGCCUACAGUGCUAGCAUGAUGUACAUAGGGCUGACAUUAUUUGCCUUUGCUUCAGCCACAGUUGUUCCUUGUCUGACCACAUUGAUCUCAGGAUUUGGAGGCACGGAUCAGAAAGGGGUGGUGAUGGGGGUGUUUAGAUCUCUAGGGGCUCUAGCCAGAGCUUUUGGUCCUGUCUUAUCCAGUAUAGUGUACUGGAGCUGUGGAGACAAGGUCUGCUACAUAUCAGGGGCUGUUCUACUUAUCAUUCCUUAUAUCAUGCUCAGAAAGAUAAAAGGGUCCUCCCACACAGCAUAACAAGCUCUCUGAUUGGUCACUACCUCCAUGUCUUAUAGGUUACAGCGUCUGUGAUUGGUCAGUAUAAGCAAAGAGAGAUCUCAAGCUUUACUACUGCUCCAUAUCUUAUUAUUAUUGUAGCUUUGCUGCCUUCUAACUUUGAAUACACAGUUAUAAUAAAACUUUCAUGAGACAGUACAUAUAAUAAUUUUGUCAGUUGUUGACCUCUGCUAAAAUACUUUUGUGGGGUUGACCAUUGUGUUUUCAGCCAUGAUUUAAUCUGCAUGUGCACUGUAGAACAUGAUUAUUUAAUCAAAGGUUUGAAUAAAAUUUUAUAGGAAGGUAGCUUUUAGGCUUGGAAAAACUUACUAGAUUUUAGAUGUACAGACCAAUAUAUGUACAGACUGAUAUCUUGGAUUUUAAAACAAAAUUAACAUUACUUCUGCAUAUAUGCAUGCUUUGAAUAUCUUUAAGUCUCCAAAAAGUUUAUUACUCUGUAAACAUGGUAAUGUGUUCAUUUAAACAAACUGCUCAGUUUAAUUCAUCUUUCACUCAGAUAAUCAUAACAAAGUGAUUUUAUGGGCAUAUCAUAAAUCAUACAAAUGUACAUUUGGUACUUUAAUCAAACUUUAAUUUGCAAUAUCUUUCAUUCCUGAAUUGUGGAUGAAAAGUGUUGUUCAGUUUUUUAAAAUAUCAAUAAUCCCAUUUUGACUAGUUGAAGAAGAUAUUAAAUAUUUGUUAUACCAUGAUUAAAUCAGUUGUGAAUCUUACAUUUAAUUAAACAUGUAUUUUUUUUCGGACAAAGACAAAAGUUGAUUGAUUUUCAACUAUGAUAUCUUUUUUAUUAAAAAGGUGCAGCUUUGAAGCAGUUGAUUAUAUUUAUGUCAUUGAGUAUUUGUAGAGCAUAUCAUUACUGCUGGAGCUGUAGUGAGAUUAUCAUAUCUAGACCAUGACAAAAAGAUCCUUUUUUACAUGUGCCAUUACAUUUUCAUGCAGAAUGCAAUGUAUAUUAAUUACUUAUAAAUCUAAUUUAUACAGUACUUGUAACAAAGUAUCAGUGAGGUGUUUGGAGGUUGGUUUUUUUGUUUACUUAUUAUAUAUUCUGGUUUUAUUAGUUGACAGUAGGUAUAAGUGAGCAGUGUUUGCAGGUUCAAAUACAUUUUUGCUAGAGUUAUUUUUUUUAUGCAAUAUUUUGAAAUAAUAUACCAUUCGGUAGACUUGCAUGUAAAGAAUUUUCCCUAUGUCUUCCAAUGUAUCCUUUUUUUAUGGAGUACAGUUGUCUGCUCUUGAUAAUUUAAAUAGCGUCAUUGUUUAAAAUUAAGUAUUCCCAUUCUGACUCAAUUAUUUUGAUGCAGUUUGUUAAAAUCACUUCAUAUAAUUUAUUUUUCACAAUUUUUUUUCCUUUUUUUUUUGAAAAAAAAGUUUAGAAAAAUGGCAAAAAAUCUUGAGUCAAGGCAUUUUUUUAAGACAUUGACUAUGGGGAAAGCAACAGAAUUUUUGUAAGGGUAGGUAAUUAUUACAAAUAUUUCAUAAAUAAAAAUCUUUUUUCAAUACAGUGUGAUAUUAAGGAUACAAUAAUUCCCUUGCAUGUAAAUGUUCAUAUAAAUGUUGCAUUGACUAUCGGUACUAGUGAAAGAUACAGUGAAAUCACUUAUUUUCAUGAAGAUUUAAUUUUCAUUAUUUAAAUGGUGUGAAGAGACCCAUGAAUUCAUGUCCUCCACUAAAUGUACAAUUUUAAAGAUCUUAAUUACUCAGCAUUUCUUCAACCAUGAAAUCAAGUCCAAUCAAAACAAUCAUUUUUCCUCAAACCACGAAAAUUUGCCCCCCCCCCCCCCCCCCCCCCCCCCGAAAAUAUUGUGAUUUUACAGUAUGGUGUAGUUUUUAGGUAAGGAGUUGUUAUAAUUUUAUAAAUGCAUUAUAAUUGUUUGAUUCGCAUUGUUGAUAUUUCUUGUUUCUAUUAAAGGUGCUAAGAAAAUAUGAAAUAAUUAAGAUGUUAAGUACAAAUGUGUGCUAGUUAAUGAUAUGUUACAAAAAAAUGAGAAAACAUUUUCAUAGUUUUUUUUUUCAUUUUGUGUAUAAUUGUUGAGGAUACACGUUAAAAUUUAAUUUAAAUUCAUUAAUUGUUGACAAGUGGUUAGCUUUGUAUUAAAUGCUCCAUAGUAUCAGAACCAGUUUUUUUAUUAUAAUGAUAU